This is a messenger RNA of Magnusiomyces paraingens, 1662 nucleotides long. RefSeq lists its product as uncharacterized. Gene Ontology annotation, biological process: reciprocal meiotic recombination; protein sumoylation; homologous chromosome pairing at meiosis. Gene Ontology annotation, cellular component: synaptonemal complex. The record is from RefSeq and is a predicted model, not a curated record. The transcript is spliced from 2 exons. Gene Ontology annotation, molecular function: SUMO transferase activity. NCBI's taxonomy places the organism in Eukaryota, Fungi, Ascomycota, Dipodascomycetes, Dipodascales, Dipodascaceae. Bases 1 to 1662 code for a protein of 553 amino acids.
AUGGCCCAGUCCAAUGACAAAGACGUUUCGUUUAAACAGCUUUAUGUGUAUUGCGGAGUGUGCAACUCGGAUGAAGGCUCCUUUUACUUGACAUCUUGCGCACAUCUACUCUGCGCACAUCAUCAUAAGAAGUGUAUUUCUGGUGAAUCACUAUCUGAUAGAUCCAACUCUAGAUCAGAUCGGUUUCCAAAAGGUUUAGAUAAUGGUGGGCCCGGUACUUGGGAAGGCGGUCCUUCAAAUGGUGGAGCACAAUUAACCAGGUCAAAAAACGAAUCAGGAGCAAACAAGAGCCCCAAAACACAUAUAUGUCCUGUAUGCAGUGCAACCGGCAUUUCUGUUGUUCCACUUACUAAGGAGGCACUGCCUGUAGAGUUGCAGUCUUAUUUCCGACCGUAUAUUUCAUCUCUGGAGUCAAUUUAUGCAGUUGCAAAGUUCCAAACAGAUGGGCUGGUUGUGCGAUGCCAAAGACAGAUUAAGACGAUUGCAAAACUGACGGCAAAAUAUAAAGAACUUGCACAGCGGUUGCGAGAAGAAAUGGACAAUUCAAAUGAUUGCAAAACGAAACUCAAUGAAGAAAUAGCUAAAGGCAAGCAGAAUGUUGAGCGCAUAGUGGCUUUGGAACAUGAAUUAGAAAAUUUGCGUAGUCGAUUAGUUGCUGUUAAUACUACUGGUAGUAGUGCUACUACAAUUCAAAGUCAUUUGCGUGAUUCAGUACCAUUAGAGACUUCAACACCUCUAAGCAGCAAGCAAUCUUCCGGUGCUCAUAUGCCCCCUCCAGGGCAUGGGCACUCGUCGAAGCGGGCAAGAUUAGAUGGAUCAACUCGAGCUCCGCGCGACUUUGUAAGUAGUGUUCAACGAAGUGCAAUGACAAAUCCAGUGCAAAGGGUUACUGAGACUCCCCGCGGUCAUGGAUCAUACGAAUACGUUCCGGGUCCCGAGAAUGUGUUUGUAAGUGUACCCAAGGAUAACGUGGGGCAAAAAAAACCUCUGCAAUCACACAGAGUGUAUUAUCCUCAUCGCCGAGCUCCGACUGAUAAUCAAUUGCUGUCCCAAGGAGGUUUUGGUAGUACUAUAGCUAUGAGUGGCCAAAUGUUUAAUAAUGGUUCUCGAGGAGUUGGGGAUAGAUACGGAGGAAUUUCAGCGACUGUCUUACAAGAGAAGAAAGACUACAACGGAGAUCAGAGGUACGGGAUGCAUCCUAACGUUACGACGCGGCGGGGAGUAGCCGGGACUGAUAUCGGGCCAAGUGGAGGAGGAGGAUACUACGGAAAUAUUGAGACACAAAAGCAGCAGCAACAACAAAACUACGGAAAUGGGAACCGUGGCGGAAGAGUUGGUAUAGAGGUGAAUAGGGGAACUAGCCAUCUAACUGAUGUUUCUGUUUUUCAGCAUACCGAAAGUGGGUUAGGGCAGGUACGCAGAGAAGGCAACAACGGAGAGUCCUCUAAAAAUCGUGGGUAUCCUACGUUUGAGACGAAUCCACGAGCAGCAGCGGCAGCUGUAGUACAUGCGCAUAAGAUUGCUCGGGCAGAAAGUGCAAGUCCCUUUAAACGCAUGUACAGCCGUGGCUCGUCGUCAGCAGCAGUGUAUCAAGGAGAUGUAGGGUAUGGCAACACAAGUAGUAGUCGGUUAUCAAUUCCAAGCACACCCAAACGGCGAUAA